GCUUCCUGCCCGGCUCGUCCGGCCCGCGGGUCAUGGAGCUCGGAGCUGCGGAUCGGGAGCAGCCGGCGCGUCCCAACCUGCCCUCCAGGUCCCUGGCUCCCAUCCCUUCCCAGCCUGAUCCCCGGAGACAGCAGCCACCCGGCUGCUGAGCGGCAGUGACAGCAUGAAGGCUCCGGGUCGGCUCCUACUCAUCAUCCUGUGCUCCUUGGGCUUCUCCGCUGUCUACAUCCUGCUGUGCUGCUGGGCCUGCCUGCCCUUCUGCCUGGCCUCCUGCCUGGACUCGCACCUCUCUAUCAACUCCAGGCCCACUGUGCCAGGGCCCCAGCACUUCAGUGGCUACAGCAGUGUGCCAGAUGGCAAGCCGCUGGUCCGAGAGCCGUGCCGCAGCUGUGCCGUGGUGUCCAGCUCGGGCCAGAUGCUGGGCUCGGGCCUGGGUGCCAAGAUCGACGGUGCGGAGUGUGUGCUGCGCAUGAACCAGGCGCCCACCGUGGGCUUCGAGGCGGACGUGGGCCGGCGCAGCACCCUGCGGGUCGUCUCCCACACGAGCGUGCCUCUGCUGCUGCAGAACUACUCCCACUACUUCCAGCAGGCCCGCGACACCGUCUACGUGGUGUGGGGCCAGGGGAGACACAUGGACCGGGCGCUGGGCGGCCGCACCUACCGCCUGCUGCUGCAGCUCACCAGCACGUACCCGGGCCUGCAGGUGUACACCUUCACCGAGCGCAUGAUGGCCUACUGCGACCAGGUCUUCCAGGACGAGACGGGCAAGAACCGGAGGCAGUCAGGCUCCUUUCUCAGCACCGGCUGGUUCACCAUGAUUCUCGCCCUGGAGCUGUGUGAGGAGAUCGUGGUCUAUGGAAUGGUCAGCGACAGCUACUGCAGGUCAAGCCAGCCAGGCGCCGGGCGGGAGGGCACCAUGCGUGGGCCCUGUCCAUGCUGGAGGGGAGGAGAGCCACCCCUCGGUGCCUUACCACUACUUCGAGAAGGGCCGGCUGGACGAGUGUCAGAUGUACCUGGCACACGAGCGGGCACCCCGCAGCGCUCACCGCUUCAUCACUGAGAAGGCUGUGUUCUCCCGCUGGGCCAAGAAGAGGCCCAUCGUGUUCGCCCACCCGUCCUGGAGGACCCAGUAGCCCCAUCGCCCAGCCAGCCACAAGGCCUUCACCAGGCCUCUGUUCCGACCACACUCCACCAAAGACAUUUAAUUUAUGGGUCCUGCCUCCUGUCAUGUGCUGAGCAGACCGCAGUUCCCUUCCUGCCCUACCCUGGGGACACUUGGGGCCAUCUCAGGCCUCUAGACUUAUGGGGAGAAGACGAGGGUCGUGGUGACCUUUGCACCCUCCUCCCUACCCCUGCUCACUGAGUAAUCUGAGUCGGGUUCGUCCCACCUCUGAGUCUGUCCGGUGGCCUUUGCUCCCGGGGCUGGCGGCCCUGCAUUCACCAGCACCAUGAAUUUCAACCGAGCACCAGCCCUGGCCCUUCCUCUCUGCACUCCCUGUCCACCUGCCUUUGGUGCCACACUUCCCAGGCUUGUCGCCCUGGUCAGGGCAACCCAGAGCUUGGGGUUUGUUGGGCGAAGGGGCCUUUGAACUGUGACUGCCAGGGCCACCUCUGGAGUGUAUGGGUAAACAUGUUUUCUGGAAGCCUG
Molecule: messenger RNA, 1648 nt
Organism: Mesoplodon densirostris (Blainville's beaked whale)
Lineage: Eukaryota; Metazoa; Chordata; Mammalia; Artiodactyla; Ziphiidae
Gene: ST6GALNAC4
Product: ST6 N-acetylgalactosaminide alpha-2,6-sialyltransferase 4
Exons: 6
Coding region: 164-1060 (298 amino acids)
Biological process (GO): oligosaccharide metabolic process; ganglioside biosynthetic process
Molecular function (GO): alpha-N-acetylgalactosaminide alpha-2,6-sialyltransferase activity
Source: RefSeq, a predicted model, not a curated record